This is a messenger RNA of Cylas formicarius (sweet potato weevil), 1992 nucleotides long. RefSeq names its product glucose dehydrogenase [FAD, quinone]-like. Gene Ontology annotation, molecular function: flavin adenine dinucleotide binding; ecdysone oxidase activity. Bases 64 to 1935 code for a protein of 623 amino acids. The transcript is spliced from 7 exons. NCBI's taxonomy places the organism in Eukaryota, Metazoa, Arthropoda, Insecta, Coleoptera, Brentidae. The record is from RefSeq and is a predicted model, not a curated record.
CCGCGAAAACAACAUCUGUUUGAUCGACUAGACCGGGGCUGGACUAGACCUACCAAUCAAGAAAUGGAUUUUCUCGGGCAAGCGUCUAUCCCCUGUCAAACCAAUUUGGAAGGGGCAUCCGCUCACAUCUUUCUGACUUUAAUAAAUGCUCUAACGGCGAGCCAAUGUACGCUGGGAUCGAAAGAUCAAUAUCCAGCAGACUACGGACCAAAGUUAGUAGAUGGAGAGGAAUUCGAUUUCAUAGUUGUCGGGGCGGGAUCUGCAGGUUCUGUGGUCGCCAACAAGCUUUCGGAGAACUCGCGAUGGCGUGUCUUAGUUUUGGAAGCAGGUGGAUACCCGUCGGCCACCAGUGAUGUGCCGGUCUUGCUCUUUAAUCUCCAAGGAACGAACGAAGACUGGAAGUACCUCACGGAAAAGUCUACCAGUUCGUGUAUGGGCUACGUAAACGGCCAAUGUCGGUGGAGUAGAGGGAAAGCUCUAGGGGGCAGCAGCAGUAUCAACGCCAUGAUUUAUAUCAGGGGGAACAAAGGAGAUUACGAUUCUUGGGCCGAUAUGGGGAAUUACGGUUGGGAAUACGCCAAUGUGGAAAAAUUAUUCCGUAAAAUCGAAAAUUACGAAGGAAAACAUGACGGGAUUGUGCAAUACGGCAAAAACGGAUACCAACCGAUAAGCUGGUAUGACAACAAUCAGCCCAUAACGCAAAGCCUCAUGGAAGGGGCAAAUAUUUUGGGCUACCCAACAUUGACCGAAGAAGACUGUUUGAACCCAUUGGGGUACUUCCAAUCGACUAUAACGAUUCAAAAUGGAGUCCGCGCAAAUGCGGCAAAGGGUUUUUUAGGUCGAGUCAAAGAUAGAAGCAACCUGUAUGUAGCAAUCAAUGCAUUGGUGACUAAAAUCCAAAUAGAUCCGUUUUCAAAAAAUGCUACAGCCGUCGAACUACAAAUCGGACUCAAAAAAUUGCAUCUAAAAGUAAAAAAGGAAGUCGUGCUAAGUGCCGGCGCUUUAAACACGCCGCAAGUCCUGAUGCUAUCUGGCAUAGGUAGUAAGUUGCAUUUAGAGAAUCUGGGCAUCGAAGUUAUUGAAGAUCUGGCAGUUGGUUUAAAUCUCCAGGACCAUUUGUGCGUGCCGAUUUAUGUACAACUCGAUCAAACGGCACUUCAACCAAGAGACGCGGCGGGUAUGGUAGACGACUUGUAUGAAUACUUCAUGUACCGAAAAGGUGUUGCCGGAACGAUAUCGCUUACCAACUUGCAAGGUUUCAUAAACACAAAAAAUGAUUCUCGGUAUCCCAAUAUUCAACUUCUGCACGUUCUUCAUCAAGCGGGGGACGAAUUCACUUUGCCUACGAUACUGAAUGUUGUGGGAUAUCCCCCGGAUAGUAUCCGCGAGCAAUUAGAACUGAAUAAGUUGCAUCCCACCAUUCACUUCUUGCUUGUCUUAUUAAAGCCGAAAUCGAGGGGAAAAAUUUUGUUACAGAAUCAAAACCCACGGGAACCGCCUUUGUUUCACUCUGGAUAUCUAACGGACCCCAAUGGUGAAGAUCUGGAGACAAUGGUGGAAUCCGUGAGAUUCGUUCAAAAACUGAUACAAACUGAACCGAUGCAAAAGCACAAUGCCAAACUGCAUGGAUUAACCCUCCCGAAUUGCCAAGGUCUGGAGUUUGAUUCGGACGACUAUUGGAGAUGCUACAUCAGAAACUUGGCAACCACGACCUAUCACCAAGCAGGUACGGCCAAAAUGGGACCGUCAUCGUAUAGAGAGUCGGUAGUCGAUCCAACGUUAAGGAUCCACGGCGUUCAAAACAUAAGGGUUGCGGACGCCAGUGUGAUGCCGGAGCUUGUCAGCGGAAAUACCAACGCGGCGUGUCUUGCUAUUGGGUUGAGGGCGGGAGAGAUCAUCGCCGAGGACUGGGAGAACGUGAAGGAGGAAUUAUAGAGUUGCUUAUUGACUAUGCGUUAUUUAAAAAUAAAGAUUAUUUUGUUUGCAAAACAA